Messenger RNA from Exserohilum turcica Et28A, 885 nucleotides. RefSeq lists its product as uncharacterized. The record is from RefSeq and is a predicted model, not a curated record. NCBI's taxonomy places the organism in Eukaryota, Fungi, Ascomycota, Dothideomycetes, Pleosporales, Pleosporaceae. The coding region runs from base 1 to 885 and encodes 294 amino acids. The transcript has a single exon.
AUGGUCGCAUCACAUAGCAUAACAUUCAAUGAAAAUCGCACAAAGCUCAUGAGUCUUCUCGGGUUUAGCCAGGAAGAAAAUUUCUACGAAUGGCGCCAAUCCGAGUACUUUCUCUCAGCCUGGGACACAUUCCAAAACGAGUUCAUCCCCUCCUAUGACUUAGCAGAAGAGAUAGCAUCAUACACGACUAAAGACAUCCUUGAAUACAUCGGAAACAUGCCUGAAAACUACUUUACGCGGUUCGACUCUCCUGAUAUUAUUGACGGACCGUUUGAAUGGUGCAUUUGGACGGUAUCUCUUCUUAUCCGGCUCAACUCAGAUUGGCCCAAAGGCGCACCGAAUCUCAGAUACAAAGUAUGCGACAUGAAAAUUCAGAGCAUUGACCAAGCGAAGUCCAAUGCUAUAUACGAUACGGACCGAAAGUACCGUUACGAUAUCAUGCUAGAGGUUGUUGACCACGAAGUCCGCUUUGCGAACGAUAUCGAGAAGGACAUUGCCCGUCUGACACGCGCAUUGAAGAUCCCUUGUUCGACUGACGUAUCCAAAUACCCGGAUGUAGGACUUGUGGAAAUAUUCUGGGAGAAUGGGUUUGAUUUUGUGGAGACGGAGGCAGAGAGACGCUGCAUAAUCAAUGGUAUAUGCGGAAACACUAUGAGCACUUUCGUCGAUAGAGUUCGGGAAAUCUUCAGGCUCAAGGAACGCAAGCAGACUAUUGUGGCCCUCGGCAUGGUCAGUGAAUGGGGAACAGUGGACUACCACAGCUUCUCUCUUUUGCGGACCCAGAGACUCUCGAUCAAAGCGAAUGGGCAACGAUCUUUCCGCCUUUUGACGAAGCAAAUCCCCGAAGUGGCGUGCGUCGGAGGGCAAUUUUCGGUGAAUGAUUGA